AUGCAAGGCUUUUUGGGAAAAGCUGCAGAGGUGCCUUUUCUCGAGAAGCAAACGCUCAGCCCCAAAUGUUGGGCUCAGCUCUCCUCAUUCUUUCUUUUUCCUGUUUCCCUUUUAGGAUCCAAGGAAUCUCUCAUUUCCCUGACCAUCACUGCCAGCGAAGAAGCCAUGACAGUCCUUGAGGAAGUCAUUAUGUAUACCUUCCAGCAGUGUGUCUAUUACAUCUCCAAGGUAAAUAUAUGUCCCAGGGAGCAGUGGGGCUGAGGGUUGCUUCUCCUGACCGAGGUCCAAAGACUGGGGGGGAAACCCCAUAUUUAUUUUAUUUAUUUGAUGCAUGUGCCACUCAAGCAUAGAAAUCCUCAAGGCAGUCUACGGAAAGAAUAAAACAGUGAGGUUAUCAGUCAGACCAGCUAAAACAUUUGAACAUUAAAAACCAGCAAUAAGCUAAAACACACACCAGCAUUCUAUUCUUCUUCCUCUUCUUCUUCUUCUUCUUCUUACUAUUAAAUUUGUAUUCCGUCCUAUACAAUAGAUCUUAGGGUUCACAACACAAAAUUAAGAUAUAAAAAAUACAUAACACAUUCUAGGUAUCUGGGUAAAGGUAGAGGGACCCCUGACCAUUAGGUCCAGUCGCGGCUGACUCUGGGGUUGUGGCGCUCAUCUCGCUUUAUUGGCCGAGGGAGCCGGCGUACAGCUUGUGGGUCAUGUGGCCAGCUGACUAAGCCACUUCUGGCGAACCAGAGCAGCGCACGGAAACACCAUUUACCUUUCCGCCGGAGCGGUACCUAUUUAUGUACUUGCACUCUGAUGUGCUUUCAAACUGCUAGGUGGGCAGGAGCAGGGACCGAACAACGGGAGCUCACCCCGUCGUGGGGAUUCGAACCGCCGACUUUCUGAUUGGCAAGUCCUAGGCUCUGUGAAAAGGUUUCUUCAGCAGGUGGCGGAGAAGAAGACAGCAAAGGCUGCCACUGCUUGGUGUCCAUCGGCGGGGAGUUCCAAAGUGCGUAGGUGCCGCCAGUCUAAAAGAUCAGACUCCUUACAGCUGAGGAAGGGGUAUUAUGUGGGUCACUUCCUCAAAUCGAAGGGGUCAAGAGGGUAUGCAAGGGGCAAGGCGAUCUUGCAGGGAGACUGGCUUGCGGUAGACAUUUCUGAAGGGUGGACAUUUCUGAAUGCAAGGCAACCCCCCCCCCCGCAAGCAGAAAUCAAGCCUGUCAGGGAGAAGGUUAAUGUUGAUCUUUGCCUGUCAUGUGAAAGUGGCCCUUUUAGCUGCCAAACCAACCUUUCUGAGGAUGAAGAAACUGAGGUCCAUGUAUCAUGGUCUUUACCCAAUGUUGCAGCGGAGGGGGGGUUCCUCGUUCUAGACCUCCCCAGGAGCACCCAAGAUUGCUUAUAUAGCUCAAAUCAUUCCCCAGUUGCAGUCAGAGGCACAGACUCUCUCAACCUUUGCAGAGCUCAUUCUGUCCCCCCAUGCAGAGAAACGGCUGUGUCUCCAGGCCUGGCCCUCUGCUGCACGCAUGGCUGGCACCGCGCAAAGAGAAAGUGUCUCCUUGCAGAUGUAGCUCUGCACAUCCUGCACUGCACCACAGGCGCAGCCAGCCGUGCAUGGCAGUGACAACCGUCGCUGGCUGUGGUGAUGUCACGGGGAGAAGGGGAAAGGGAGGGAGGGGGAGAUCGGAGGGGGCCAACUUCCAGCAACCUGCAGACAUGAUACAUUACAAACGGUUUUGGGUAGACAUCGAGAAGUCAGCAAAACAGAGGGCUUGUCUUUUUAAUCUCCUGUUUGCAAACUGUAGGGACGUGGGUGGUGCGGUGGUCUAAAUCAGAAGGUCUGUGGUUCGAAUCCCCAGCUCCUGCCAACCUAGCAGUUUGAAAGCACACCAAAAGUGCAAGUAGAUUAAUACGUACCGUUCCAGCGGGAAGGUGUAAAAUCCGAAGUGUAAGCUCCUCGAAGGCAGGGGACUCCUCGCUCUCCCCACCUCCCUGCUUGCUCCUUUGCAAAGCUCCGAGUACCCGGGUUGCGAAGCUCUCGCCUCGAGCGCCAGGCGUCUGGCCGAGAGGAACCUCUCGUGAAAUGAAUCAGGUCUCGCAGCCUGGAAGGCCAGAGAAAUGAGCACUUUUACCGGAAGGGUGAGGAAACACUUUCCGAGACGCUAUAUUUGGAGGGGUGACUCUGCCUUUCGCCAGUUCUGGCGCACAUUCAGCAAGCCUCCAGGUUGGAAAUCUGCCUGUUCUUUCCCUUCUCAGCUUUUCCUGGUGCCCUUCCCACUCUCAUCUUAAUUUUUAUUAUUAUUAUUAUUAUGGAGAAAGCAAGAAAAGCGACUCAAGGGGGAAAUGCCACGCAGGGUUAACAAAACCCUCAAUAGUGUACUCCACGCUGGUGCAAUAAAAAUAGAAUGAUAUGACUAUUGAUUUCAAGCCCAGAAUAAAACGAAAACCCACGACUGUUGUGGGUUGAGAUGAAUCUUAAAGAGGAAUAAUAUGCUAUGGUAUUGAAUUAGCCAAAAUCCAUUGAUUAGCAGAGGGAGGGGACAAACUGUUUUCCUCUUUAUUGACAUGUGUUAACACAAUCAAGCCAGACAGCUGCAAACUUCUCGUUCUUUCCAUCUUGGCGAUUGGUCCAAUAUUCCAGCCGUCUCCAUAUCUGCCUGCCCUGCCCUCUCUCACAGCAGACUUCAUCAACGCCAGACCGCUGGCAGCUAUAAAAAAAUGCAUUUCUGAAAAUUAAAAAUGUAUGAAAUAUAUGGCACAGCAAUAAAACUGCUAGCAUAUUUGCAAAGCUAAGCAGGGUCCAGUAUGGUUUCGAAUUGGAAGGGGAUCCACGUUUCGAAAUUCCUGUAUUGCAGAGUCCCUUCCAGCGCUACAAUUAUAUGAUUCCAGUCCUGAUUUAUUGCCUUCUCUGCAAUACUCUUCUAUUUGUGAGGCCUUUCAUAGAAUCAUGGAAUUGUCAAGUUGGAAGGGACCUCGAGGGUCAUCUAGCCCAACCCCUGGCAACCUGAGCGCAUCUUAGUUUAAUUUGUGUGCUACCCAAUUAUAUAAAUCUUUUUAAUUUCAGAAAUGCAACUUUCCCAAAAUGCCAGAUUUGCACAAAAGAGCUGUCAAAAGCAAAAGUUUGAAAAAGGUGUGUGUUUCUUGGCUCCAAGCCAGGAAUCCUGAGGCCUGUUGUGGGUGCAGAAAUAAUAAUAAUAAUAAUAAUAAUAAUAAUAAUAAUAAUAAUCAUUUAUACCCUGUCCACACUCUAGACAGCUUCCAACAAAAUAUUAAAAUACAGUAAUGCAUCAAACAUUAAAAGCUUCCCUAAACAGGGCUGCCUUCAGAUGUCUUCUAAAAGUCUGGUAGUUGUUGUUCUCUUUGACAUCUGGUGGGAGGGCGUUCCAUCUAGAUAAAUAGAUGUUGUUGUUGUUUAGUCGUGUCCGACUCUUUGUGACCCCCCUGGACCAGAGCAUGCCAGGCACUCCUGCCUUCCACUGCCUCCCGCAGUUUGGUCAAACUUGUGUUGGUAGCUUCGAGAACACUGUCCCACCAUCUCGUCCUCUGUCGUCCCCUUCUCCUUGUGCCCUCCAUCUUUCCCAACAUCAGGGUCUUUUCCAGGGAGUCUUUUCUUCUCAUGAGGUGGCCAAAGUCUUGGAGCCUCAGCUUCAGGAUCUGUCUUUCCAGUGAGCACUCAGGGCUGAUUUCCUUCAGAAUGGAGAGGUUUGAUCUUCUUGCCGUCCAUGGGACUCUCAAGAGUCUCCUCCAGCAUCAUAAUUCAAAAAGAUAAAUAGAUACACACACACACAAAUAUCUAGAUAAAUAGAUACAUACACACACAUACAAGCUGCAACGCUUCCCCAGCGCUACGUGGGACCAAAGUGGGUCACUCACCCCUCCUCAGAACAUUUGGUAUGAGAAGUUCAGAGCUGAGCCGCCCUUUCUCUCUCCCCGUCCCUGUCCAGUCUCUGUACGUGUCUUUGCCACCCUUGUUGGACUGCAACCCCUUCCAGAGCGAAGGGCGAGAGGGCUGGCUCUCUUCCCCGCCUCUUCCUGAGGAGAUACGCAAAGUGGUGUCCACCUACCAGGCCAGCUUGGACCUCCUCCGCCAGUAUGAGGUGCACCUCGAAAUCAGCUCCCAGAUGUUUGCCUACCUGUUCUUCUUCUCCAACACCCUCCUCUUCAACCAGCUGAUGGAAAAAGGUGAGUGGUGGGAGGAGCUUCCAGGUGGGAGGUGUGGGGUGUGAAACACAGAGCAGUCAAAUACAACAUUCCUAGAGUGGACAUGUUUAGACAUGAAGAGGGAUGUUUGUCCAGCCAGUAGAUAAACCACCUGUUCCCUCCUGGGCUGGGACAAACUUCCUCUACAGGUGAGCAGAGGUGGGUGUGACCUUACCUGUGCAGGUAACAAACAGGGCAAGCAGCCAUCUCUCUCUCUCUCUGACUCCAUUCCUCAAAGAAGCAACAUCUCCUUAGCCUGAGAUGCUCUCUUGGUUUCCAGCCAAGAGAGGACAAAGGAACUAUCUCCUUAUGGGAUAGAUUCCAGGUGUGUAUACAGUGGACGCUCGGGUCGCAAACGUGUUCCGUGCGGGAUGCACGUUCACAACCCACAGCGUUCGCAACCCACAGUGGCGCAUCUGUGCACGCGCGGGUUGUGAUUCGGCGCUUCUGCGCAUGUGCAAAGCAUGAUUUAGCGCUUCUGCGCAUGCGCGACCGCCGAAACCCGGAAGUAACCAGUUCCGGUACAUCCGGGUUUCGCCAGUCCAUAACCUGAAGAAACACAACCUGAAGCGUCUGUAACCCGAGGUAUGACUGUAUUUUGUAACUUAAAUCUGCCUUCUGGGAUCCAUUUGUGAACAGAACGUGUGAGUAAAGUCUUUUAUACUUUUGUACAAUACUGUGUUGUGUCUAUUCUUUUUAGGAGGGAAUAAAAGGGGAAUUACCAGGAAACUUAUUUUAGAGGCUUAUGCAAGCCUGGCAAACCUAUCUGCUGUGUAAGUUUAAAAGGGUGGGGUGUUACUCUGCUAAAUCAUAGAAAUUGUUAACACAAGUUGGGAAGGAUAUAAUUAAACAAUAUAUCCUCUCCUGCCUCCCUGAACAUUCCCACAGGAGGACCAAGGAUGCUGGCAAGAGAUCAUCAUCUUUGUCAUUUUACUUAUACGCCGCCUUUCCAUAGUUGAAACAAUGCUCAAGGCGGCUUGGUCUGGAGACGGGGAUCUGGAGAGAGAUUUAAUUUUAUCAAAGUUUAAUUGUUUCAUAAUUAUUGUUCCGCACACCCUCUGCUUUUAGCUGUCAGGGGAAAAGGAGGGGUACAAAUUAAUUAAUUAAUUAACUAAUCAAUCAAUCAAUUAAUAAAUAAUUCAAUAAGUAAAUGAAAUAAAAUCUAAGAAGCACUUGUAAAUUAUUUGAAAUGGAAAAACCUGGCGGAAAUGAAGAUCUCAAGAGCAUCGUGGGGUCAACUGGGCAAUCUGACAAUGCACAUCCGAAGCUGGUGAUCCUUCCAUGACCUUCCUCUUCUUCUCCUCCUCUUCCUCUUCCUCCCCAGGCUCCUCCUUGGGCUGCUUCCAUUGGUCGAAAGGCGUGAGAGUCCGUGCCACCCUUCGGCUGCUCCUGGAAUGGGCACAGCGUGUGGGCUUUGGGCAGCUGGCGGACGAGUUCUUUGGCAAGCUCUCCAGCGUGGCCAGCCUCUUGGCCAUGCCAAACUCCCAGCUGGCGCAGGUGAGGAGCCCUUGGCCUCAAAGGGGCACGUCCAGUUGGGCAGUCCAGCAGGGGGGAGUUUUAUGUGCCCGCAGCCACCGUCUCGUGAGUAGGGUUGCCAGGUCUCCGGGGGCUGACCCAAAGUCUCCAGGCUUGUCUGCUAACCCCUUGCAGGUGGCAGGACGGACGGAGGGGGCUUGACUCUCCAGCUGGGUGAGGGCACCUUUUAAAAAAAUAAUUUAAUCGAGGAGGCUGCCUGCAGCUUGAAAGCUUCAGCCCAGCAGGAGCUGGAUGAAGAUUGUUGCAUGGCCUCAAACGGGGCAGGAAGAAGAAGAAGAAGAGUUUGGAUUUGAUAUCCCGCCUUUCACUCCCUUUAAGGAGUCUCAAAGCGGCUAACAUUCUCCUUUCCCUUCCUCCCCCACAACAAACACUCUGUGAGGUGAGUGGGGCUGAGAGACUUCACAGAAGUGUGACUGGCCCAAGGUCACCCAGCAGCUGCAUGUGGAGGAGCGGAGACUCAAACCCGGUUCCCCAGAUUAUGAGUCUACCACUCUUAACCACUACACCACACUGGCUCUGUGUCCUGCCCUCCUCCCCUCUCCCAAUCAACUUCCAUCUCUUAUUGCAUAGUCUUUCUGGGGGUAAUGCUCUCCUCCCCCCCUCUUCCCCCUCCCAGUUAACCUCUAUCUCUGCAAAUUAUUGCAUAACCUUUCUGGGAGGUAAUGCUCUCCUCCCCUCCCUCUUCCCUUCUUCCAAUUAACCUCUAUCUCUGGAAAUUUUUGAAUAACCUUUCUGGGGGGUGAUGCUCUCCUCCCCUCCCCCUUCCCCUCAGUGAAGCAGGGGUGGUGGGGCAGGAGGAGGAGGUGUGGAAGGCCUUGACCAGGCAUAGGCAAACUCUGCCCUCCAGAUGUUUUGAGACUACAAUUCCCAUCAUCCCUGACCACUGGUCCUGUUAGCUAGGGGUGAUGGGAGUUGUAGUCCCAAAACAUCUGGAGGGCUGAGUUUGCCUGUGCCUGGCCUUGACUCUCCACCAUCCCAACCCAUCUCUCCCUCCUCUGGCACCUGCUCUUUGCUUUCCAAUCUUGCAGCUUCUCCUGCCUCUGAGCCUCGUCUUCCAGGCUCUCCCAGAUCACUGAUCCCUUCCUCCAAGUCAGUCUCCAACCCCCCUUCUCCCAGUGCCCGCUCAGCAGUCUCCGGCCACCACCUCUCAGUGUCCAGCCGGUCCCCUAGGUCUCAGGUUUGGUCUCUGAAAUCUCAGCAUCUAAGAUCCUCACAAUCCCGUGAUGUUGGCAGCGCACAUCUGAGGGUGGCGCCAGCCGCCCAGUGAUGGCCGUGGGGAUCAUCCCUCUGCAACACGUCACCCAUCCCUCUCUUGCUUUGCUCAGAUGACCUGGCCUGUGCUGAGAGCCGAAUUCCCUGCCCUCAAUCCUGCCCAGCUACACCACAUCCUCACCCAAUACCAGGCCUCGUCCGACAUGGGCUGUGUACCAGCCUGGCAGCCCAGCAAGGAGGAUAGCCUGGCAGCCUUCAGGACAGGUAAGAUCAGCCACGGCCGAGUUGCCCGGCGAGGGAUUCUGUCGAGAAUCGUGGGGGAAUCGUAGAAGGGGAGAGUCAGAAGGGGCAAUGGGAGAAAUGCUUAAAGAAACAAAUGUGUAUGCCAUGGGUAGGCAACCUAAGGCCCGGGGGCCGGAUGUGGCCCAAUCGCCUGCUAAAUCCGGCCCACAGAUGGUCAGGGAAUCAGCAUGUUUUUACAUGUGUAGAAUGCGUCCUUUUAUUUAAAAUGCAUCUCUGGGUUAUUUGUGGGGCCUGCCUGGCGUUUUUACAUGAAUAGAAUGUGUGCUUUUAUUUAAAAUUCUUCUCUGGGUUUUUUGUGGGGCUUAGGAAUUUCUUUAUCCCCCCCCCAAUAUAGUCCAGCCCCCCACAAGGUCUAAGGUACAGUGCACCUUCCCCCUGCUGGAAAAGUUUGCUGACCCCGGUAUAUGCAGUUCAAAUGUCCCCAUUUCUCUGCCACUGAAAAUGAAAUGGGACGGACUUCAGUGCAGUUUGGAUGCCCACCCCUCGUCACCAAUUACAUUCCUGCCUUGAUGGGGGGUUGGACUAGAUGACCCUCCGUGUCCCUACAAUUCUACGAAUCCCUGACACCCCAAGCAGGGCUGGGGAAGUCCCCUUUCUGAAACCCUCUGCCAGUCUUUCAAAAAUACGAAAACACUUCAGAAAAGAAAAUCUCAAGUCGAGCGAGGACCCGAUGCAGCCCUAACCGUGCUUGGUGGGAGGGGGACACAGAUUACUGGCUGAUUCUUGUGGGAACGGGGGACGGAACGGAGCGCUCUGGGAAAGGUCGUCGCAGCCGAGACCUUGAACGGGAGCACUUACUGCAACAUUUUGCUGUGGGUCCCAGGCGUAGCUUCAUAUUUCAUAGGUGAAAGUCAUUUUGCAGGGCUGACCAAUCCGCUUGGCUCGCUCCCCUGCUCCCCCCCCCCAAGCACACGUUUUGAUUAAUGGGAGACAUUUGAGGGGCACAUUGCUCAGAGAGAGGCGAGUGCCGCAUGCGGUCCUCGCACCGUUUGUGCACAAGGGAAACGGCACCAGCCACAGCCUUUGCAUGCGCUCUUGUCUCGGAGCACGAAUGCCCAUCAUUCCCCACAGAGCUUUUAGGGCGAAAACAGGAGGCUGCUGAAAUAUCAUGGUGGAAACAAGCGUUCCCCUGCCAGGAAAGGCAACCUUUUAAAUCAACAUUUGGGGAAUGAUUUUGUGUCAAGUACCCAAAGCGAUCGGCAGAGAAGCCUCAUCCGUGCCAAAGCAAUUAGACUGAAAGAUGGAGACAGGGCGGCCGAUUUCUGCUUCCUUGGCUGGUUUAGGCAGGGCUGGAAAGCGGUUCUCCUGUCCCAUGCCAAUGGGGAGUAUGUGGUAGCACCCCUCCAAACAGCACAGAGGAUUCUGGGGCAUAUAAUAAUAAUAAAAUUUUAUUUAUAUCCCGCCCUCCCCAGCCAAAGCCAGGCUCAGAGCGGCUAACAACAAUAAAAGUAACACAGCAUUCUAAAAUCAAUUCAUUCUAAAAUCAAUUCAGAAUCAAAUUAAUGGCAACCAUUGGGCUAGAGUUCUAUGAGGAUUACAGAAAGAGGGGGUCACACUGUGCCUUGGCCAAAGGCCUGGUGGAGCAGGCCCCUGCAGGGCCCUAGUCUCUUGUGACAGAGCAUUCCACCAAGUCGGGGCCAGUACUGAAAAGGCCCUGGCCCUAGUUGAGACCAAUCUAACCACCUUGCGGCUUGGGACCUCCAAAGUGUUGUUAUUUGUGGACCUUAAGGUCCUCCAUGGGGCACACCAGGAGAGGCGGUCGCGUAGGUACAAGGGUCCUAGGCCGUAUAGGGCUUUAAAGGUUAAAACCAGCACCUUAAACCCAAUCCUAUACUCCACUGGGAGCCAGUGCAGCUGGUAUAGCACCAGAUGAAUGUGAUCCCGUGGCAAGGACCCCGUAAAGAGUUUCACCGCAGCAUUCUGCACCCGCUGGAGUUUCUGGGUCAGUCUCAAGGUCAGCCCCGCGUAGAGCGAGUUACAAUAAUCCAGUCUGGAGGUGACCGUCGUGUGGAUCACAGUGGCUAGGUCAGGGCGAGAGAGAUAAGGGGCCAACUGCUUAGCUUGGCGGAGAUGAAAAAAAUGCUGAGCUGGUGUGUGUGGGGCGGGGGGCUGUUAUUUAUGGUUGCAUCACGAAAACCCAAAACUCAGACAUUUGCUUCCUCCACAAUGGGCUUUAGAUGACAUCCUGGAGUCCUUCGACAGCCACCCGCCAAUCAUGCUGCCCAGUGGGGGGUUCAAGGUAGACCUGGAGGCUGAACACCUGGAUGACAACAUUUACCAGCACUUCCUCUACAUCCGCCACUUCCUAUGGAGCUUGCGCAGCAAAAGCCCCCACCCCAGUGACUCGCCCGAAGCGGAGACGCCCAAGGUAAAACUCUUUUGCCUUUCCAGAAUCUUGAGGGUUUGAUCUCACAUCUUUGAGAUAUAAAAAGGGCCGUCGCACUCAGUUGUCACAAGUGGGGUAUGUUUAGCCUGGAGAAGAGGAGACCGAGAGGUGGCCAUGAUAGCCACCUAAAAUAUCUGAAGGGCCGUCAAGUGGAAGAUGGAACAAGCUUCUUUUCUGCUGUGCCAGAAAGCAGGACUCGAACCCGUGGCUUCAAGUUACAAGGAAGGAGAUUCCGACUCAACAUCAGGAAGAACUUUCUGACAGUAAGAGCUGCUCCACAGUGGAUCAGACUCCCUCAGGGGUUGUGGAUUCUCCUUCCUUGGAGAUUUUUAAGCAGAUUUUGGACGGCCAUCUGCCAUGCUUUAGUUGAGAUUCCUGCAUUGCAGGGGGUUGGACUAGAUGACCACUGGGUAGAAAGGAACAGUCUGGCAAGACUGCUGAUGGAAGGGGAAAAGAAGCCUUAAGGUUCAUUACAGUAUGAUCACCUUACAUGGCAAUUACCUUGCACGAUUUCAACCAUAUGCGGUUGAAGGCUGCGUAAGUUAAAUCCAAGCAAGGCAGGGAUCUUAAAAACUCUUUUUACACCAGGCCUGCUUGGGUUGAUCCAGUGCAGAACAAGCUGUGAAGCUCUCUUGCCUCACUUGGAGGGGCCAGAACCUCUCAGUACACCAGCUCUGGAAUGGUCUUGCAAGGUCUCGUGGGCAUAAUGGCUCUGGGGUGCUUGCACGAGAUCUCACGUGGCCAUGCGUGUUCCCACGGGGAGGCUGCCUUCCGGAGUUUCCGUACCACGUGGGCCUUAAAAGCUUUCUGCCCUGCUUUCUGGGCUCGCACACAGGCUCAGGGAGUAUGAUGCAUUCUCUCUCUCCCCAUCCACUAGCCGCAGGGAAGACACAGAGGGUUUUGGGUAAUAAUAAUAAUAAUAAUAAUAAUAAUAAUAAUAAUAUAAAAAAAUUUAAAAAAAUCCCUUCCAUCUGGCUGGGUUUUCCCAGGCACUCUGUGUGGCUCCCAACAGAAUUAUUAUUAUUAUUAUUAUUAUUAUUCAGUGGUACCUUCGGUUAAGAACUUAAAGUGGUACCUCAGGUUACAGACUCCGCUAACCCAGAAAUAGUACCUCGGGUUAAGAACUUUGCUUCAGGAUGAGAACAGAAAUUGUGCUCUGGCGUCGCAGCAGCAGUGGGAGAUCCCAUUAGCUAAAGUGGUGCUUUAGGUUAAGAACAGUUUCAGGUUAAGAACGGACCUCCAGAACGAAUUAAGUAGGUACCACUGUAAUUUGUUCUGGAGGUCCGUUCUUAACCUGAAACUGUUCUUAACCUAAAGCACCACUUUAGCUAAUGGGAUCUCCCACUGCUGCUGCGCCGCCGGAGCACAAUUUCUGUUCUCAUCCUGAAGCAAAGUUCUUAACCCAAGGUACUAUUUCUGUGUUUGUGGAGUCUGUAACCUGAAGCCCCUGUAACCCAAGGUACCACUGUAAAGCGAUCAAGCAUUAAAAACUUCCCUGAACAGGGCUGCCUUCAGAUGUCUUCUAAAAGUCAGAUAGUUGCUUAUUUCCUUGCCAUCUGAUGGGAGGGCGUUCCACAGGGCAGGAGCCACCACCGAGAAGGCCCUCUGCCUGGUUCCCUGUAACCUCACUUCUUGCAGGGAGGGAACCACCAGAAGGCCCUCGGAGCUGGACCUCAGUGUCCGGGCUGAACGAUGGGGGUGGAGACACUCCUUCAGGUAUACUGGGCUGAGGCCAUUUAGGGCUUUAAAGGUCAGCACCAAGAUUUUGAAUUGUGCUCGGAAAUGCACUGGAGCCAACGUAGGUCUUUCAGGACCGGUGUUAUAUGGUCUCGACAGCCACUCCCAGUCACCAGUGUAGCUGCCGCAUUCUGGAUUAGUUGUAGUUUCCAGGUUGCAUUCAAAUGUAGCCCCAUGUAGAGUGCAUAGCAGUAGUCUAAGCGGGAGAUAACUAGAGCAUGCACCACUCUGGCGAGACAGUGCGUGGACAGGUAUUUCAUGCUAGCUCAUCCUGAACUUGGAGGAGAAGCAGGAAGGAAGUUAAAGCCCAAAAGGAAGUAGUCUAAUUUACCAACAAGGAGAUUCUAAGAAAGGAAGAAUCGGGGAGGAGAAAGGACAGGUUGCCUUUCUGUCUGUCGCUCCUCUACCUGUUCAGGUAAAUCAUUUCAUGUGGUGUGGCUUAGUUUACACACCCAAUCCUUGCUAUGCCUGAGGACUGUCUGGGCAAGAUCCAAAAUGAUCUUCCCACACAGGGCCACUGAGAUCUCCCCUCCACCCCCCUCUGCCCCACGUUUUGCAGAACAUGUUGAGAGCUGUUGAGAUGGGGGUGGGGUGGGAAUGCGUUGGAUUGUUUGCAAACCUGCGGACGUGAGAUUGUCUAUACACCCACCCACCCACAUUUUGCUUGAUUUUUUAACAUAUCAGUUCCAACAGUCAUACAACAUAUCUUAACAUCUUAUACAAUAUUUUUGACUUCCGUCAACCCCUCUGAUGAUUUUCCAUUCUUUAUCAAUUAUUCUGCAUUUUUAAAUUUCCUAUUACACUUAAUUAUCCUUAACUAAUAAUUCUUUUCAUAGUCUUUCUUUCAAUAUUUCAAAUAAUCCACCUUACAAAACUUCUUGCAGUCCUACUAGGUAAUCUGUUCAUCACAAUUACUUUUCAGAUAGUUCAUAUAUUUACUCCAGUCUUCUAAGAAUCUCUGAUCCCACAGCUUUUGAAUCCUUCCUGUUAAUUUAUCUAAUUCUGCAUAGUCUCGGACGUGAGAUUGUCAAUGGGGUCCACCCCGCUGGUAGAGAGUUGAGCAAAAGGGCAAGUCUUUUCUCCUCCCCGCGCCCCCCAUCUGAAAUAUUGUGGCUCCUUCCAUCACCCCAGGGCUCACGCCCAACCAGCAAACCAGCUGCUGCUGCAAGCCCAACAUGAAAUCCAGCAGCGAUUCUGAAUAAUUGAAAACCAGUCGAGGGCUCAAAUUCCAAGGCGUGCACAUGUUAAACCCCCACCAGACUUGCGCCUGCACCUGCUUGUCGCCUUUCCUUCAACACCACCUGCCUGUUUCUGCUGAGUGUCUGCAAAGAAAUCUUCCUAUAACCUGAAUUGGGAAGGACAACAAUAUUGUCCACCUUCUCCCUGGGGUUGCGAGUUCACCUGGUUGUGAAAUCAGCACCCACACAUUUUCAGGUCAAGGCAACAAAUGCAGCUUGCAGUUCUCCAGAUCAGGGUGUCAGCUGGCCGGCCAGCCCCUCUUGCAAGAGAGUCCAUUCGGCUCUCGAUAGUACGAUAAUCUUUAUUGUCAUUGUCCCAUACAGAACAACGAAACUGAAAAAAUCUACGUCAGACAUUCAAAAACCCACAAGCCUGCUAUCCCAGCCUGGUUAGCCCCCUAAAAACUCUGAUACCCCAUAAUUAAAUACAACAUACUCCCGUAGAGACUACCUUACACUGCGUUUAAAACCCAAAUCGCAUUUGGAUAGAAACUGUUUCUCAGGCGGCUAGUCCGAGUCUUUAUAACCCUGGACCUUCUUCCAGAAGGCAGAAGCUGAAAGAGAUCAUUUCCGGGGUGCACACUAUCCUGCGCUAUCUCUGCAGCUUUCUUAUGACAACUGGAAGCAUAGAUUUGAUCCAAGGGGAGAAGAGAGCGCCCAAUUCUUCUCUCUGCAGUCUUUACAACCCUGGACAGCAUUGUUUUUCCCCUGACUGUGCAGCUCCCAAACCACACACACAGACCAUAAGUUAAUACACUCUCAACAGUACAGUGGUACCUCAGGCAGCGAGUGGCCCCAAGGCCAUGGCUGAGAGGCGAUUCAAACCCUGGUUCCCCACAGUUGUAGUCCAAUAUCCUGUCUGUUAAAUCACACUGAGGCCCCGUCCACACUAUACAGUGGUACCUCGGGUUACAGAUGCUUCAGGUUACAGACUCCGCUAACCCAGAAAUAGUACCGCGGGUUAAGAACUUUGCUUCAGGAUGAGAACAGAAAUUGUGCUCUGGCGGCACAGCAGCAGCAGGAGGCCCCAUUAGCUAAAGUGGUGCUUCAGGUUAAGAACAGUUUCAGGUUAAGAACGGACCUCUGGAACAAAUUAAGUUCUUAACCAGAGGUACCACUGUACAAUGGUAAAAUGCCAUCAACAGGCCCUUGGAGAGAUUGUUUUUCUGGAGGAUUCUCUGAGAAUUCUCUGUUGCUGCAACUCGGUUCGUAGUAGCGGAAGCUGUGGGAGUUUUGCAAAGCAAGACAAGGGGCGCCGCGGCGCUCCGUUUAUGCAUGUGGUCAAAAUUUGCUUUUCUUCCUGCUGAGUUUUAGUUAUCUCAGGUGGAACUGUGAUUGCUUUUCUGAGCAGCCCUUAAAGGCCUGUGUCUGACAGGCACCAAGGGAAAAGGGGCUCCCUCUGAGUCUGGCAAAUCUCUUCCUAUCGAUGACCCCAUGAUGGCACCUACUGGGAGCCACCUGCUGGCGCUGGAGACCAACUCCUCCUCGCUUUGCCUGAUCUCCAAUUGCAGCCCUUCCUGGCCUUUAUUGAAAGCCUCCCUGGGCUGAUGCUUCAGAGAGACAGAAGCCAAUGCGAGGGAUUAGUGCUAAUUCCCUAACCUGAAAGCGAGGGGAUGGAAAGACGGCGGAAAGCUCCUUAGCAGGGCUAAGACGGGGAGAGUUAGCCCUCGAACUCGUGGGCAUCCAAUGAAGGAAGCUGAAUGCGGGAAGAUUCAGGACGGAGGAAAGCAAGUCCUUCUUCGCGCAUCUCAGAGAUGAACUGUGGAACUCCCUCCCACCAGAGGUGGAUUUCCCUUUCCAUGGAUUGUAGAGAGAUUAGAACAGGUUAGAUGGUGCCUUGCAUGUCCUGCAUUUUGGGUCUAGACCUUUCCCUCUUCUUCCCAUCAAGGAGGAUGAGGAUGCUGUGAAGGCUCCACUCUUCUGUAGCAUCUGGGCUGGCUGCCCCUCUGCUACGGAGCCAGGUUCACGGUCCUUGUAUUAAUUGACAAAGCCCUGAACAACUUAGGGCCUGGAUGCCUCAAAGACCACCUGAAUCCUUCUAUCCCACCCUGGCAGGUUCGUCCGACUACAACAUGAAAUGCAGCAAUUAGUGUCACCAGCCCAGUCCUGUGGAACUCUCUGCCACAGGAGAUUCAGCAGGCACCUUCUGUUCCAAUUUUUCAGUGCCUCCUGAAAACGUUUCUGUUCUGCCAAGUUUACGCGAGCAAUUAAGAACAACCAGAAUUCAGCGGCCGGGUUGCUCACCAGGGCAAGGCGAUUUGAGCGUAUUGCACCGAUCCUGGCCCUACUGCACAAACUGCCAGUUUCUGGGCCCAAAUCAAAGUGCUGUUUUUGACCUAUAAAGCCUUAAAUGGCUCAAAACCACAACACCUCAAGGACCGCCUCUCCCCAUAGCAAUCGACCCAGAACCUGAAAUUGUCCAGUGGCUGUUCUUCACAAGAGGUCCAGAGGGUGGCAACACGAGAACGGGGCCUUUUCUGCAGUGGCUCCCCGCUUGUGGAGUACUCAUCCCAGGAGGCUCACCUGCAGCCUUCAUUAUACACCUUUAGGUGUCAGACGAAAAUGUUCCUCUUCUCCCAGGCCUUUGGCUAACUAUACAACCUACAGCCUUUUAAAUGUGUUUUCUGGGGGGUUGUAUUUUUUUCUUUUCUUUUCCUACUGUUAUAGCACGUAUUUUGUGUUUUAUGCCGUUAACCUCCCUGUGGUCUCUUGAUGAAGGCUGGUAUAUAUAUUUAGUAAAUGGCAAUAACCACCUCUGCACAAUAGUUAGCUGAUUUCUGAUUUUAGCAUUCUUUUUCAAUAUGGUUUUCAUGGUUCUCCUGUAUGGCUGUAGUAAACUGCUGCGACAGCUUUUCCCCCAUGAAUUUCAGGAUAUAGAUGUUUCAUAUAAGUAAAGGAGAGACUGACGCCUCCCCUUUCCCUGUAUCUCCCUGUUAAAAGACAGAUGCCAUCGGCUGCCAAACCACCCCCCAGGCGGACUCGGAGGCAGAGGUGACAGGGCGUUCCUAUGCCCGGGCGAACUGGCAGCGCCGCAGACCCGUGAGCUGCGUGGAGCCCAGGGCAGCUGGGGGUCCCUCUCCUGUCCCGCCAGGCGCCAACGGUUCCGCCGGGGAUAACGAGGCUUGUGAGCAGCAGCUCCAGGAGAGUCUCCACCAGCUCCACCUGCAGGCCUCUCAGGGGAAGGGCAGCAUCCCAUCGGCGCCGGCAGACCCCUCCUGCCUGCUGACCCCGCCCAACACACCUCUGACCUUUGACCCAGCGGGCCUCGAACUCACCCCAGAGGCCACCCCCGGAAAGGCCACGGCGGACCCUCGGAGGAACGGCCUCAGCGGCACCAAAACCACGACCCUUGAAGGUAGGAAAUGAAGAACACUUUCUGGGACAAGCGAGUUGAACCUUUCCAGGAAGGCUGUUAUAAUAACUGGGAGUGUGUUUCUGCCGAAUUAUUCUGUUGAGAGUUAUUGCAAACUGUUACAUCUGAAUGGAUUAUCAAAUACAGUGGAACCUCGGUUUUUGAACCUAAACCAGGCCAGACCAGCUUCCGAAAAGUUUGAAAACCGAGGAUCAAUGGGCUGGCUGCAAAGUGAAGGGAGAAAAAUGAAAAACGCUGCUCAGCAGCUGUUUUGCUUCCGAAAUUGUUCAAAAAUGGAAGCAUUCACUUCCGGGUUGUCGGCGUUCGGGUUCCAAAUUGUUUGGCUUCCGAAGCGUUUAACAACUGAACUUUGUUGUAUUUAUUAGAUCUGUAAAUAGCAGAAAAACUAAUCACAUUGCAGUAAUCUAGUAUUGAAGCAGCAAAAACAUGAACUGCUUGUGACCAGGAAUGGCCAUAGCUCUCAGACCAGGGACAGAGCUGGCUGCAGAAGCAACCCCCCAACUGCAAACUUGCUCCUUCAGGGGGAGGGCAACCCCAUCCAGGGCAGCCGACGGACCACUUUCUUGGGCACAAGAGCGACGCAGUGCCUCCGUCUUGCUAGGAUUCGAGCUCCGCUUGUUUUUCUUCACCCAUUUUGCCCCUGAAUCCACAUGGUGAUGCCCCGGCGUCUAUGUGGCCUCGCCUGGUCUGGACACUGGUUUUGGUCUCCCCGUCCCACGUAGCAAGGGAUGCUGGUCCCCGUGGCUUAAGCACUAACACUGCCCAGAAUUCUCCAGCAAGUAAAGCAGGAGGGAGGGAGGCUCUAGCAGUAGCUUGGGGUAGUUUUCUACAUGUGGGGAGGUUUUUUCUCUCCCCCCAAAAUGGGACCUGCCACCCUGCAGGCUGAAGUGAUGCCAACCUCUCAGGAGGCGCUGGCGCACUAGGGCAGAUGGGGUGCUGCCUCACCAACCCGCCUGCCCUAUUCAGUAAUAGCCAAAGGCAACACGACGACCAAGUACAAUGAUGCGAUGUCAAUAUAAACUCCUCAUAUAAUCUCUACAGAGCAUUAAACAAUAUGAAAUAUGCACUCUCUGCAAAACCAAAUAAACAGAAAUCUUCUAAAUCUCUGAAAGUCACAAAUUAUGCACUCUUGAUGGAUUCUCUUGAAAACAUAGAACCAAAUAAGCACAAGUCUUAUAGGUCUCUGAAAGUCUUUGUGGGCUAUGCAAGUCUCUGAGAGAAGCAAUAGGUCAGAUUCUUAUCUGGUGAAAACAAGCUGUAAAUGUUAAUAGUAAUAUUACUAUUAAUGGAAUGUAUAGGCCUCCCUUCACCUGAGGAUCCGUCUCAGUGAUUCCCUUGUAGAAUUCACCAGGGAGGAGAAGGAGGAAGAUGGGGGGGCAGUCGGGACUAGAAUUCGUUGGCUUUGCUUGCCGUUGGCUCUGGCACCCCCUGGUGGUGGGCUCCCUGCCUCCUGCCCUACCAGUUGCCUUCUAGGACUCUUGCCUAGGCUUGCUUUGCAAGAGCUGUGGCUCACGAGGCAAGCCCAUCGGUGGGCAGAGCCCGUCCACGUUGGAAUUGCAGCUCCUGGGAGGGAAUUGGAGGUAGACGGGAGUCCAUUUCAGUUGCCAAAUCCUCUCCCAACCUUCGGCAGCAAAAUGCAGAGUGUUACCACCUUGUGCUCCUGCCUCUGAGUCACUGGGUGGAAGCAGCUGGGAGCAGCCCUUGCCAAGUCCAUUGGCAGCUCCAGCCUUGGGUUGGGCUUGGUGGCUUCUGACGCUUGGCCUCUGAGAUCCCAUUUAUUUCACAAAAACAGCCGCACUUUGAGGGCUCGCUGCAGCCUGCGCAAGCUCCCAGCGCUGGUUGUGUGCACUUGGUCAGAAGGUCCUUGCAGUUUAAAUGUGAUUUACAGCCGAUUUACCAUACUGCUGACAGCAGCGAAAGAGUGUAUUGCUCACAGAAAUGGGAAAAUAAAGACUAUUGACCACUGGGUCAGGAAAACCUGGCCAACAAUAAAAGUUACAUAUGAGAGAAACGCUUGCUGGAUCCUCACGGGCGUUUGGUUGGCCACUUGGAGAACACGACGCUGGACUAGAUGGGCCCUGGGCCUGAUCCAGCAGCCUCUCCUUAAGUUCUCGUAUUUAGAAGGUGUUGCUUGCGAGGAACAGACAGGCUCACAAACCGCCUUCCUUCUGACCCCAGGCUCUUCGCCAACGCCCUACGACUUUCCAACGCCAGCCUCUUCGAGCCGCAGCUCGGCCGCGGACGAUUUUUGCUACGUCUUCGUCGUGGAGCUGGAAAAGGGGCCCAUCGGCUUGGGAAUGGGGCUGAUCGAUGGCCUGGUGAGUUUCUCGCUCUCCCAGCUUCAGUCGCUUUCGGUCUGCUGCCAAAGAAGGGCUGGUAGGGAAAGCUGCGCAGAUGGAGAGGUACAUAGCUCCUGGCCAUUGUCCAUGCUGGGACCAAGGGGAAUUUGGCCAAGAAAAUCUGGAGGGCACCCCUACCCCACCCAUGAGCCAGCCCUAGUCCAUGCACAGAGUAGUGUCAGGUCUCCAGGGUUUCAGCCCUGCUUGGAGACACGAGGGAUUGACCCUCUGGCAUGCAAAGUACACCCCCUGUCCCUGAGCUACGUCGAGCUUCUUCCAUGUGCUAAAAUGGUCCCUGGCAAACUUCUUAGGAAGGCCUCUGGUUGUGUUGCACCAGGGCGUUUAUGCUCUCUGUGCUCCUUCCAGCGGUCAUUCCUCUGUGGGUCACUGCUGCGGAUGCACAACCCGAUCGAUUUUCACCAGGCACUGCGGUCGUCUGCAAGGGACAGGGGUUGAUGUUGUCAUGUUUGCAGUAAAAUAAAUAAGGCGGUGUGGCGAUCACACAGGGUCCCCGGACGUUUAACGGUCUGUUGAUCCCUAUGCCACCACCGUGCUCACUUCCCCGCUGCCACCAACCCGUCACUCUCUGGUAAAACACUGAGUCCAGUCAGUUGUUAAAAGUGGACCAAAAAAACAAGUUUAUUUUACAGACAUUAACAAGUUUAUGGUUUCUCAGAUAAUAUUCCUGUCAGUAUCUUAACUUUAGUUUCUUUACCGGCCUAUACCUUCCUAAUACCUUCUGACUGAUUAUCUCAACUGUUUGACUGACUCCUCUUAACAAAUUCUCUCCCUCUCUCACACCAGACUAGCCCAACCCACAGACUUUUCUUAUCCGUCUCUUCUAACUCCAGACUGUCUUCUCAACAACUCUAACUCUACUCCCCCCAAAAAACCCCUCUGUGCUUAAACCUUAUACACAGUUAACUCUGCCCCUUGGGUUCCCAUGGGUUAGUCAUUUUACAAUUAGUUAACCCUUUCCUUAUGAACCCAGUAUGAUGUCACACACCUAGGAGGGCAAACGCCACAGGCGGGUCUUUGGGUGGCGUCAAAUCCCAGGGCAAAGAGGAAGCUGUGCAGUGAAGGCGCCUGGUGCCCCUCUCCAGGGAGGGAGUCCCACAGCUGGGACAGUCCCACAGCGGGGCCACCACAGAGAAGGCCCUCUCCUAGGUCACCACCCCCUUCUGAGCCUCUGAGGGCAGAGCCAGGAGGGGGUCCUCCACCAUAGCACCCGAGGGAGUCUGGAGGGGAGAGGGGACCUUUCAGGUCUUUGCAUCCCGAGUUGUUUGGGGCGUUAAACACCCGACAGGAGUCCCUUGAAUUGAGCCUGGAAACGAACUGCCAACCAGUUGCAAGAAGGGAUGGCAAGAAGGCAGCCCAGGAGUUUCUCAGUGAGACUGUCCAAUGUUGGGCUCCUGCAAACGCCUCCAUCCAUUGGCGAGAGAGCUGGCUUUGACCUCUCUGCCUCUGACUCCCGCUUUGCCUUCUCUCCCCCCAUCCUCUUCAGCACACGCCCUUGAACUCCCCCGGGAUCUACAUCCGGACCCUGAUCCACGACAGCCCUGCAGCAGCAGACGGGAGGCUCUCCAUUGGGGACCGGAUCCUAGCUGUCAACGGCACGAGCCUCAUUGGCUCUGAUUACCAGAGGUAGGGAAAGAGGAGGGAGGCUUAGUGGGGGGGAGGGGCUGCAAGGUGGACCCCCGAUUAUGUGGCUCAGCGGAAGGCUGCAUCCUGCUUUCUCGCUCUCACCCACUCUUUCUGAUGGGCUUUCCCCUCUCCCUGCUCCCCUUCUUCUUUCAGUGCCGUCGACCUCAUCCGAUCGGGGGGCAAGAAGCUGCGAUUCCUGGUGGCCAAAUCGGACCUGGAGGCUGCCAAGAAAAUCAGCUUCAGCUCCUCACCUUCCCCUUAA
Messenger RNA from Podarcis lilfordi (Lilford's wall lizard), 20215 nucleotides. Lineage: Eukaryota; Metazoa; Chordata; Lepidosauria; Squamata; Lacertidae. The record is from the annotation of a GenBank genome assembly.